Molecule: messenger RNA, 717 nt
Organism: Plenodomus lingam JN3
Lineage: Eukaryota; Fungi; Ascomycota; Dothideomycetes; Pleosporales; Leptosphaeriaceae
Source: RefSeq, a predicted model, not a curated record
AUGAUUCUCCGUUUUCGUUUCGCCAAGAUCGCUGUUGGUAAAAUGGGUGGUCUCUUCGACGACAUACUGUUUGAGGGCCUGAGCUCGCAGGAGUAUAUCGAUGGCAGUUACAGCGAUGGAUCCGAAUGUGACAUUCUCUUUGCUGAUCUCGAUGACGAGCCUACGUUGUGGGAUGUACAAGAUGCACGAUUGCCCACACAAGUCACGAGCGAACAAGAGCCUUGCAGCUCAAACACUGUUGUUAACGGCACUGCUACCAGUGGCUCAGACCAUCCACCACCUUUGCGCGACAGAUUCUACGUCAUUGCUUGCAUCGAAGCCAUGCUGGAAAGAUGCAUAGAUAGUCUCCUUGAAGAGGACCGUCCAAUGACCAUCACCCUGAGAUCACGAGCAGGUCUAUCUCGGCGACAAGGUAAACUCGAAGAAGGAAAGCCUCUGCUUCCUGACCCAAAGGAACGAAAUAUCAGCUUUCCUGGAACAGGUGCACAAGAGGCAUGGAACUUCACUGUGCUCCUACGCAUACUGGACAUCAUCCAUGGCGGUCUUGUCAAGAACACGGUCAUGACCAAGCGUGACAUAUAUUACCAUCAUCCGGAUCUGUUCCUCAAGCAAGCCGUGGUAGACCGACUGCUGCAGCAAAAGGCUUGGUCGCUGGAAACUUCACGAUCGUGCGAGCCUCCGGUCUUGAAGUACACGCUAUACAUGAGACGGAGGUAG